Oppia nitens is the source of this 3225-nucleotide messenger RNA. RefSeq names its product anillin-like (gene scra). Gene Ontology annotation, cellular component: actomyosin contractile ring. The transcript has 5 exons. Bases 241 to 3198 code for a protein of 985 amino acids. Gene Ontology annotation, biological process: actomyosin contractile ring assembly; septin ring organization; mitotic cytokinesis. The record is from RefSeq and is a predicted model, not a curated record. Lineage: Eukaryota; Metazoa; Arthropoda; Arachnida; Sarcoptiformes; Oppiidae.
UAUUCAAACUUAUUAACCAAUCAGAGUCUUACUUCUAAACAAUUCAAAAGCGUUUUGCAAUAAACAGUUGAAAAACUGUUGAGAUUUAGAUUACAUUGAAAUGAAUGGACUAUUCAUUGAUUCAUAAAUUCAUUGAUAUUUUUGAAAAAUUUUGAAAACAAUUUGUUUAUUGAUUUUUAAACUAAACAUCACUUCAUUUGAUCCAUCAAUUGAUCACAUAAUUAGUGAUUAACACAAACGAUGAGUGAUUACGAAGAGUUCGACUCAUUUACAGAGAAUUUGAUCCGAAAAAAUCGUGAAAGGGAUAGAUUUCUUGAUGAUUCAAUCAAUUACAUCGAUGAAGACAUUGAAAAUGAAGUUUUCGAGUUAUCAACUCAUGAGACAAAUGAACCGAUUAUUGACACCAAAAGUGUUGUUAAGAAUGAUAUCAAAAGCAACACAAAUGUUGUCCAAAAAGAUAAUAAAUAUGAAGACAAUGCUAUCUGUGGUUCACCUAAAAGAUUAUAUGAGAAUUUGACAAAAUUAUCACCGAAUCGACAAAGAGUACCAUUGAGUAAAAGAUUGAACUCAAUCGCUAAGACCUAUCAAAAUUCAGAUGAGUUUACUAAUGAAUCUUCGUAUGAGAAACAAGACGACGACAUCCAAAUCAAGAGCAGUGAUAGUAAGUCUUCUAUCUCUCUGUCAAAAAGUAAUAGUAAAAGUACUUUAUGUCCGAUUGAGUCCAAAGAGAGCACACAAUCUGACAGAUUAUUCCAGAAUUUAUCAAACGUUUCUUCAAAUCAACAAAGAGUACCAUUAAGUCAAAGAUUGAAUACCAUUGCAAAGUCAUAUAACUCGGAACAGACUUAUGAUUCUCCAUCAGUCGUGACUUCAAAUAGUAAUAAUAUCAAACAAAAUCCUUUGUCAAAGAAUUUGAGUAAAACCAGUUUAACUAAGUCUUUGAGUAAAAGCAAUGUCUUCAACAUUAAGACAACAACUAUUGAGAGCAACGAAAAUGUCAGUCAGACUAAUCUUACACAAAGUGUCAAAAACAUUGUCACCAAAACUGAUAACAUAAUCAAUGUUUUGCAAAAUAAUGAUUUCAUAAAGAAAUCAGAGGUUAAGAAAGAUGAGCCCAAAAACAUUGUCGUUAAGAGUAAUAUAAAAAAUAAUAUUUUUAAAGUUAAUGACAAAAUGAUUAGUAAUAAUAAUAAUUAUGAUAAAAAUGUUGAAAUUCCUGUCUCGACUAAUAUAGCACUUCGUAAAAAAUUUCUUGAGGAACGACUGUUCUGUUCUGAAACUUCGACAGCAAUUGCCUACAAAAAAGAACUGGAAAAUCGUCAAAAAGAAUUAACAUCUUUGAAGCGACCGAUGAGUCCAAGUCUAUGGCAAUCAAAAGAUACGCCAACUAAGAAUCAGUCAUCACAUCCCUGUUCAUCAAUAGUUGAAAAAUCAGAGCCAGUGGUUGAACAAGUUGUGCCUCAAGUGAGUACACAGAAUGCGAUUCAAAGCGUUCAAAUGGAUUUGGAUCUACCAAUAGAAGAGACAAAACAAAAUAAUUUGUCGACUGAUUCUGUUGAUAAUGAAACGGCUCAUCAAACUGUUUGUGAAGCCUUUCAAGAUAUUGAUGAACAUUCAGAUGAAGACAUUAAUUAUGACACACACUCAGAGACAAGUGAAUACAAGUAUAUAAAUGAUAAGAAUUUAGACAUUGAUUACGAGAGUCCCACUAAAAGGAAUCGACUCUAUCCUCAACUUGAUAUCAACUCUCAGGAAGUAUGUGGACAAUACAAUGCAAGUGAGACAAACUAUGGAUCUCCUCCUCCGACAAAACCUCCGCGUACUCAUGAAGAUAUACCAGAUAAAGAUGCCACUCCUUUGAGAACAAUUAGUUUCUAUAGAAGAGAACAGUCUCUUAAGUGUAAAACCAAUACCACACCUACUAUUCAGACAAUUGUUUUUAAGGAUGUAGUUUAUGAGCCACAAAACAAUUUAGAUGUUUACGAAAGAAAGAAAAGGAUUCAAAAGAAAAUCGAAGAAUUGAAACGAGAAGUCGAAGAACAGAAUAGGAUUGCAGGUCAGGCCAGUCAAGCACUGAAUCUGUGUCUCGAAAACACAGAGUUCAAGGGAUCCAUAGAACAGGUCGAAGCAGAAAAAGUACUUCUUGUUUCAGGUCAGAAACGUAUUGCUCUCUUGAAUGAAAUACAAAAAUUGAAGAUUAAAUUGACUGAUACAUCGUUUGAUACCGAUAUGACCACCGGAUCACUCAAUCUUAGUAAUAUCAGAUUACCCGUAAAAGGAGAAUAUCUUGUGUCACGUGCUAAAGGGAUAGUUGCAGACAUCCAUCACUUGGUGUGUCUCGUAUAUAACGGUCCGCAUGUGUUUGUGUCAAACUUGUUGAGUACUGACAAAGGCAUCAAAAAUGGUGUCUUCGAGUUUGAGUUUGGAGUCAGUCUGUCUGACCUUAACAAUGAUUUUGGUGUUGUUGUUCAUAUUUAUGACUUAAUUACAUCUAAACAUCAAUUACCACAUGAAGUCAAAUACCACAUCAAAACUUUAAAGAGAACUCCUAAGAAAAACAAGGGCUCAAUGAAGUCACCGACUGUUCGCAGUCCCGGCGGUCCCAAUGCUGUGCUGAGCACUAGUUUCCAGUUAAUCGGUGUUUUAAACAUAAAUUUAUUCAAUUAUCACAAGAACUCAUAUAAACUCGAAAAUUUCAACUUUAAUUCACCUCUUGAGGGAACCAUUCAGGUUAGGGCUGAGCUCACAAUCAAACAUAACUACUAUAGAGAAGGAUUCUUUGACGUUCGCGACACUUCUGGUUUUUGGAACUUGCGUUGGGUUGUCAUUAGAGGUUCUCACUUAGCAUUUUGGAGGUUUCCCGAGGAUGUGACCAAUAAGCCUGCGCUCGGAAAUAUAAACUUAAAGGAUUGUAUUAAUCCAAUCGUGCAAAUAAUUAAGGGACAAAUUUUGAUGAGACCCAACACUAUUGCAUUAAUUACUGCUUCCAACACACCCAACACCAUCUUUACUAAAGGCGGAUCUAUUCCUCGAAGUCGACCCAUUAAGUAUCUAAUGAGUGGUCAAAAUAAAGAUAACACCAUUGAAUGGGCGGCAUAUAUAAGUCGAGCCCUCAAUGGUAUCCGUCAGUGGAGUUCCGAUGCCGUUAAGCCCUACACUCACGAAGAGUUUGAUAGACUUUUAAUUCAAUUGGAUUAAUAUAUUAUCAAUUAAUGCUUUUAUAUA